Molecule: messenger RNA, 2469 nt
Organism: Salvelinus namaycush (lake trout)
Lineage: Eukaryota; Metazoa; Chordata; Actinopteri; Salmoniformes; Salmonidae
Product: SLIT and NTRK-like protein 3
Exons: 11
Coding region: 1-2469 (822 amino acids)
Biological process (GO): axonogenesis; regulation of presynapse assembly; positive regulation of synapse assembly
Cellular component (GO): postsynaptic density membrane; GABA-ergic synapse
Molecular function (GO): protein binding
Source: RefSeq, a predicted model, not a curated record
AUGGUGGACAGCUCGGAGGAGGAGGUGGAUGAACCGUGCUUCGAGCCGUGCACAUGCGAGGUCAAAGAGGGCGUGUUGCACGUGCACUGUGAUGGGCGGGGCUUCACUAACGCCAGCCAGGUGUCCCAGUCCUGGCUCCGCCCCUUCAAGCUCAACCUGCAGAGGAACUCCUUGAGGCGUCUCUAUAGCAACGGCUUCCUGCACCAUAGCAAUGCCGUGGCGAUAAACCUAGGCAACAACGCGCUGCAGGACAUCCGUGCCGGGGCGUUUCAUGGUCUGGGGACACUGAGACGCCUCUACCUCCACGAGAACAAGCUGGAGGUGUUCCGCAACGACACCUUCUCUGGCCUGGAGGCACUGGAGUACCUGCAGGCCGACUACAAUGUCAUCAAACGCAUCGACAGCGGGGCGCUACGCUACCUGCAUAAAUUACGAGUGCUCAUCCUCAACGACAACCUGAUCCCUGCUCUGCCUCCUCACCUCUUCAGAUCUGUGUCUCUGACCCACCUGGACCUGCGGGGGAACCGUCUGAAGAGCCUGGCCUACGCCGGGACCCUGGAGUACGUGGGCCGCAGCCUGAUGGAGCUCCAGUUGGAGGAGAACCCCUGGAUCUGUGGCUGUGAGGCUGUCCAGCUGCAGAUCUGGCUGGGACACAUCCCCUACACCGCAGUGGUGGGGGACAUCACCUGCGAAUACCCCUUCCACCUGCACGGGAAAGACCUGAGGGAGAUACCACGCAAAGAACUGUGUGCCGGAGAGGUGGAGGGAGAGGGGGAGAAGGAGGGAGAGAGGGAGAAGCACGGAGGGGUACAGCCUCCUCAGCAUCCGCCCUCUAACCCAAAAGCGAACCCCAACCCUGAGAGGCCCAGACCCACCAAGCCGUCCUCCAUGGUUCACCAUCAGAACACACAUACCUCAUCUUCGUCGACUUCAUCAUCGGCGGAGCGGAGGGGGAGAGAGAGGUCCCCUCGGCCCACUAAGCGUCCCCGGCCCUCCAGGACGCCCCCCACCCAGCGUAGCCUCCUCCCCAACCAGCCCCCUCCCAUCGCAGGGUACCAGACUCGCCCCCCCAUCCCCAUCAUAUGUCCUCUAGGGUGCACCUGUAACCUCCACAUCUCAGACCUAGGGUUGACAGUCAACUGUAAGGAGAGCGGCUUCCAUAACGUCUCCCAGCUCACGCCACGCCCCCUCAACGGACGGAAGCUGUACCUCAGCGGCAACCUCAUCCAGCGGAUCUAUAAAUCAGAUUUCUGGAAUUUUUCCAGUCUGGAUCUACUUCACCUGGGAAACAACCGGAUCUCCUUUAUUCAGGAGGGAGCGUUCUCCAGCCUGCCGACCCUGAGGAGUCUCUACCUGAACGGCAACAACCUGCAGAGGCUUAGCCCACACAUGUUCCUGGGUCUACUUAACCUCAGGUACCUGUAUUUCGAGUACAAUGAGAUCGGUGUGGUGGAAGCGGGAGCGUUCAGCCCCAUGCCGUCUCUCCAGCUGCUCUUCCUCAACGCCAACCUGCUGAGGUCACUUCCUGUCGGAGUGUUCCAGGUCAUCUCCCUCUCCCGCCUCAACCUCCGCAACAACCACUUCCUCAGCCUGCCUGUCGAGGGGGUGUUAGAGCACCUCACUGGACUGGUGCAGGUGGACCUGCAGCAGAACCCAUGGGAGUGCAGGUGUGAUGCGGCCCCUCUGAAGCGCUGGCUGGAGGGCCUGAGUGCGGUGGUGGUGGUGGGGGAGGUGGUCUGUCACUCACCAGAAGAGACCACAGGUACAGACCUUCGCUCUCUUUCCCUGGACCUCCUCUGUCCAGACCUGGACACCCACCAGGCCACGGUGGAGAACCAGGAGGAGUGGAACAGCUCCACAGCCCCAGAUGGUGAUUUCUCUCUGGGCUACCCUGUGCCAGGCCAUGGCCCCCUGGGUCCCCUCCCUAAGACUUCCAUCCCUCUGUCGGUGUUGGUGCUCAGCCUGCUGGUGCUGUUCGUGUCGGCGUUCUUUGCGGCAGCGGCGCUGAUCGCCUAUGCCCUGAGGAGGCGGGACAAGCUGCCGUUUCGGCGGCAGGGAGAGGUGGAUCUGGCCGGGAUCCAGAUGGAAUGUGGGAUUUUCACCGAGCAGCAGCACCACAGGUUACCGGUACCGAAGACCCCUCCUCCUCCUCUGUCUGCCUUGCAGCAUAGCCUCGUCUACGAUAGCAUCCUCCCCGCCGACCCUGGCCCUAACCCUAACCUCAGUCCCUCAACACACAUGUGCAGUAGCCCAGUCUAUAAGAAUGAGGAUGAUUCAGUGGUGAAGCAGCAAUGGCAACAACAGCAGCAGUUCUCUGCUUCUAAAGAGAAAGUCAUAGACAGCCAGGGCCCCACCCCCAAGGUGGGAUUGGUUGACUGCCUCUUUGGGAUCCCUGGAAUGUCCGCCGCAGUCCCAGAGUUCCGAGACCUGCCGGACAGAGGUAAACCUGUGGGUGGCGAGAGCUGUUAG